Messenger RNA from Pomacea canaliculata, 4727 nucleotides. Its product is annotated as FMRFamide-activated amiloride-sensitive sodium channel-like. Gene Ontology annotation, biological process: sodium ion transmembrane transport. The record is from RefSeq and is a predicted model, not a curated record. Gene Ontology annotation, cellular component: membrane. Gene Ontology annotation, molecular function: ligand-gated sodium channel activity. NCBI's taxonomy places the organism in Eukaryota, Metazoa, Mollusca, Gastropoda, Architaenioglossa, Ampullariidae. Bases 475 to 2535 code for a protein of 686 amino acids. The transcript has 7 exons.
CCGCCUGGAUGCGUAUAUCUUCCGCGCCUAGCGGGCUAUGUUCCUUUUGUUUGGCUCUCCUGCGUUAUCGUCAGCCUCCCUGACAGCACCCACCGUGCUGCUGGACGUGACGGGGCGACAGCACCGCGAGAGCCGCACAACAGACGUAGAUGAGAAGUCGGCCUGGGGCAGCAACAGCAGCAGCAACAGCGCAGAGGUGUGAGGAUCUAGCCUCCAUCGUGUGUGGUGGUCUCGUGCUUGGCUUGGAGGGUGUCUACAAGGAUAUAAGGCGCUGACAACGAGGUCUGUGCAGAUGAAAUGAGAUCUGUGGUGCUGGCGUGGUCUGACAACUAAGGCAACUUCUGAUUCACUCGGCAAGUGCAAGUAGCAGCUGAUAGACUUCGAGGCAGCAUUCCAGAAUGUCAUAGCGGAGAUAAUGUUUAAUCGCAGAAAAACAUUUUCCAGCCCAAGGGUGUUACUGCACGUGAGCUGAAGAUGACCUCUCAACGCACCUUCCAUCGGGUGCCCAUUCGCCAGACGGCCUUGGCUCUGAUUGGUGAGCUGGGAUCGGAGAGCAACGCGCAUGGCGUGGCGCGCAUCGUGCAGUCACGUGACAGUCGCCGGAAAGUGUUAUGGAGCCUGCUGGUGCUGCUGGGAGUUGGGGCCGCCAUAUCGCAGCUCUCCAGUCUCGUCCACAAGUACCUGCAAUACCAGGUCGUGGAGGUCUCCGAGAUCCAAGACGGCCACCCCGUGGAGUUCCCCUCCGUUACAGUGUGCAACAUUGAGCCCAUAUCUUGGCGCAAGCUGCGGCAUCUGAUCGCUUCAGAAGACGGCACUUCGGACGUCAUGCGCUGGCUGCUGUUCCUGGAGGAGUUCCACUUCGGGCCCCAGCAGCACCACCUGCGCUCCAUCCGGGCCUUUCACGAGAACGUGGGGAGCGACGCGGUGCACGUGCGUCACAGUCUCAACGAGUCGCUACUGCACUGUACCUUCAACAAGGCGCCGUGCUCCACCGCCAACUUCACCACCUCCUUCGACGGCAACUAUUACAGCUGCUUCACUUUCAACACGCAAUCCACAAACACCUCCAACCGACUGAUCGUCCACUCCACGGGCCCGGAAUACGGACUGAGCAUCGUCAUGUUCCUGGACAUCAACGAGCCGCCGCUAGGCACGUAUGCCGUCUACACGCUGGACUCCGGGAUCCUGCACAGCGCCGGCGCGCGCGUAAUGGUGCACGCGCCUAACACCAUGCCGGUGCCCGUAGACUAUGGUCAGGAUGUGGCACCAGGCUUUUCCACCUCCAUCUCCAUCAAGCCCUACCUGCACGCACGCCUUCCACACCCUUACGGAAACUGUUCUGACACCCGACUGCGUGGUCUGCCCAGUUUUACGAGCACAUUUUCCACGUGCCUGGCGGUGUGCAAGCAGGAGCUGAUCGUCAGCCGUUGCGGAUGCCGGUCCUCGGCGUUGCCCGAGCUGACCUCCCUGACCCACGUGCCGUACUGCGGCCAGGUGCCGGACUGGCGAGAGAUGCUCAACCAUCGCGGUCGCUACAACCGCUCGCAGCACCUGCCGGCGCUGGACUGCGAGGAAACCGUCAUGGAGCGACUGAAGAACGACAGGGGUUACGAGACGGCGUGUGGCUGUACCCACCCUUGCGGCGAGCUGUCCUACCGCAUGUCCACCUCCAUGUCCUACUGGCCGCUGGAGCUGUACCAGUUCGACGCUCUCCGGCAGCUCUUCGGCCCCACGGAGGUCCAGAAGUCUCCCCUGAACCGGGCGUACUCACUGCAUGACCAGAACAUCAAGGAAGGCCUGGAUCAGUUCAAGAAGGCACAAGAGCAACGCGAGCAACGCGAGCAACGCCCACACACCAGCAGCGGACAGGACGGCAACGACACGAGAGAGUCCGGCAACGAGACGGGGGGAAGCGAGGACGACUCGUAUGCAGACGCCUCCACACCCCCGUCCUCCUACGUCACUCUGGAGUACAACCAACAGCAGCUGGACAACCUUCGCGAUGCGUCCACCGAGAUCCGACAAAACCUGCUGCGCCUCAACGUCUACCUGGAGGACCUGAGCGUGGUCAAGUUCAAGCAGAUGCCAGCCUACGGCAUGGAGGACCUGUUCGCCGACAUCGGUGGCACCCUCGGGUUGUGGAUGGGCGUGUCCGUGCUGACCAUGCUGGAACUGUUGGAGCUGGUCGUGCGCUUGACCCACCUCUUCCUGCGGGCAGAGUGGAAGCCCGGGGAAGAGGUCGUGGACAAGGCGCCACCAGGCGACGAACGCGCAGCGGCGGAGGCCGGCGGCGGCGCACCUGCAGGUGACGGGAGGUACGCACGCGAUUACGUCAGUACGCACGCCGCGGCGCAGUGUGACGUCGUCCACGCCGACGAAAACGACUACUACCGUUCACCGGGUCUUUGGCCGCGGCAGAACGUGGACACAAAUGACCGCGGACCUAUGCCCUUCGAAAACUUGCGGUCUGGUUACACAACAACUUACAGCGGAAACACGAAAUACUGGCGUCUAAAGCGGGGCAAGAAGAGGUGACCCCGAUCAGCUUGCAGACGUCACAUCUCUACCCAUCAGCUGACCCCUGUGUGUACAAAAUAGCGCUAUUUUUGGACUCAUGUUAACCUGGUAUUUUUUGUUUCUUGGUAAAGAUUUUGCUUCGGUGGUACCAGUGCAACGAGAUAUACAGCGUGCAAUUAUCUAUGAACUGGAUGUUUUUAUCUGCGAAGGUUUCGGAGGAUACGAGUUAUCAUGGGACGGCCAUGCUUUAAGAUUAUGUCGAUUCUGUUAAUGAGUUAUCUGUGCAAAUGAUUGAAGGGAAGAAACUAGGUCUAAAAUAUAUUAUUUAAAAGACAUUCAAGUUAUGAAAGUUGGUUGCUUCCCAACUUAAAAAAAAAUAUGUGUGUGUGUGUGUGCGCGCGCGCAUUCCUUAUUCCGAUGGAAGGCCUUUCUUUUAGCAUAACUGUUGAUGUCAAUGCGACAAGGUAAAAAAAAAAACAAAAAAAACUCACCCAUGAGCUGGAACGAUAGAGGUAUGAUAUUGUGGGACUGGCACAGGCAGAUGGCCAGGCUUUAGGGAGAUAUAUAGCAGCUCACGAUCGUCACAGGCUGUAGUACAGGUGGGGUUUUUUUUCGGGGGGUUGGCGUGGGAUUUCUCGUACGCGGAAAAGUGGUCUGAGCAGCCAUCAGCUGUACAUAUAUUUCCCGCAGGCUGAUCUCUAUUUGCAUUUCGGCCAGGCCUCACAAUAUCACCGCUGUCCAAGUUUACGCUCCAAAAACCCUGAACCAAGUAAAUGAGUUCACUAAACAGCUUUAACAAAUGCUCAAGACAGUGCCGAAGAAAGAUAUUUGUUUCGUGUUCGGGGACUGAAACGCCAUGAUGGGUUCAACCUUGGGCAGGAACGGUAAGUGAAUUUAGGAAAAACCAGUGACGGGGUUUUCAGCAGAACUCGUAGAGUUCAUACAAAGCUGGACUCAGCUCUAGCUAGUACCCUUUUAUUCUCACAAAUAAUCAAGGAUGGCAACAUGGCAUUCCCCAGAUGGUUCGAUCCAUGACCAGAUCGACCACACCAGACUACCAAGAAACAGUGAAGCCUCUUAUCCCUCUGUGCUGAAGAGUUUGGGAAAACAAGGAGUGGCCCAAUGAGCUUGUCAUACAGCUUCAGCAAACAGUGCCAAAACUAUAGCCUAAUCCAAGCAAAAUCAAACAAUGUAAAUCACCUUGCCAAAGAGCUGUUGUCCGAAAAGAAAGGAGCAUAGUCAACAGUCGCAUCCUGAUUUAAAAAACACUAACAACAGAGAGAGUUUUAAAAAGCUGUAUAAAUUCCUCGUAGACUUCUGAUGCACGAUUGCAAGUGGUGGACUCUGCUUGCUUAGGAUUCGAGACCAAGUGCCUAAGAGAACUGCUCCGAAUUUCCUACACGGAACAGACGACCAAUGAUCUGGCGCAGUCGCUAUCAUCGUGGGACACCAGGAAACCUCGCAACAGCGAAACGGCGUAAGUUGUCCAUGUCGCCCUGCACGACAUUCUGUCUAUAAUCGUUCUUCACAGCACCAUGGAAGAUCGACGAGGUAGACAGAGGAAGAGCUGGAUGGCGAGCGUGAAAGAGUGGACUGGUCGUUCCAUGCAGCAGGACCGUUCAAGACUGAUUCGAGUGACCAUCCUUGUCGGUGCGGCAUCUAGCCAGGUCCCCCAGACGACCGGUACAGGCAGGCCAGCUUAUCUGGUGAUAGCACCAGUCAAGGGAUCGAUGAUGAGAUGAUGAUGAUGAUGAUGGUGAUGAUGCAUACCAAAGUAGAUAAGAGGAGGCAGAGGCGCCAGUAUGGUGAUCCAAUGAGGUAAAAGGAGCAGACUUGUGGGGUAACUGUGUAUAUUAAACUGUUAGAAAGAAGUGAAUACCAUUCAUACAAAACGCAUCUAGCCGCAUUUGCUUCUCAAUGGAUCUAAUGGCAUGUCUCCUUGUAUAUUUUAUUGGUCCAAUACAGAAUACUGUAUGGGUGUGACUGAACACAAUCAUUCACUCAGUAAAAAUCCUCUUUUGUUGAUGCAGCAUCAUUGUCUUGAGAGUGUUUAGAUCUCAAGCAUGUGUACAAUGUUUCUACCAGUUAUAAAACUGAAAAUUAAAAAAAGUUAAAACAAGCUGUGGUUUCAUUUCCACAAUAAGCUUAAUCACAAUGUGUUCUCAUGAUGAUUUCCCCCCACCCCCACCAAGAAACAAAAAUUCCCUAAA